GCGGCUCGAGGCGGGUCCAUAGCCAUUUCUUUUGGCUCAACCCAGUCUCGAUGCCGUGCCUCGGCGGCUCAUCGCGCCGUGCUUGUGGCACCGGAACUGUGUAUUUCUGUUACAUUUCGGACGGGUGGCUAAGAUCGAGGCGAAUCGUGAUCAUGGCAGCAACCGUACCUGUUCAUCCCUGGUCGUCGUGGAGUGUGCCCCCCUUUUCGGUUGAGUGGAACCCUUAUGGAACGAUCAGCAAGAGCAGGAGACGCGCGCUGCGGAGGCUGCACCUGGCAGUGGGUCGUCAAGCGGCACUGGAUUUUGGUCUCGUUGUCGUGGAGCCGUGGCGGGAUCUUCCGUGGACCUCGGGCCAGGCCGCCGACUGUCUGCAGGAGCACGCUCCGGCAUGCGAGAACGGUGCAGUGGCUGCCGGCGUAUUGUGGGCACCGGACCCAGACGCCUUCAGCUACAGCACGGAAGUUGCUGCAUGCGGCGAUCGAACCCGACUUUUUCAGCUCCAGCGCUGAGAUCAGAGCGAGCGCGUGUGAUAAGGCGGAGGCGGAGCAAGAUGAUCAAUUUCCUGUUCCACCGCCGCUGCCUGCUGCUAUUUUUGCGAGCGCCGCUGCCGAGGAGGAUCUGUCGGGCGAGGCCGAGCUGGAUACAGCCACGGUCGCGCCCGACCCCGCCUCGGACACGGUGACCAACGCCGACGAGGACGCGCACAUUGUCGAGGUUGAAGAGCAGAUGAACAGCUGGGCGCGCAAGAGGUCAGCCAGUCGUUCAUUUCUGACUCUGUUGAUAAGGCGAUGUUCAAGCCUGAUGAUCGGGCGACCAGUUUGCGCCAGUGCUGGCAGGAUAUUUGUGGAGCCAGGUGGGAAAGUCGCAAUUCUGAUAUAGUGUCAUCGGCCGUUCCAUCAGACUUUUGCAACAAUUGGGUCGAUGCUCUGUAAACGGGCCUGCGGUGUUACCCGCUCCCCCCACAGCAGCUCCAUCCGAAUGCCCGCAGAGCUGAAGGUGUCCCUCCUCGUUAAGGUCGUCGCGCCGCUCUACCUCUUCGUCGCGUGGCGCGUCGUGCUCAGGGGAGGAAGCCGUCAUUUUCCUUGUACCACUACGUGGGAUGGCCUGUUCCUGUUCCUGUUGCCCCG
Prorocentrum cordatum is the source of this 1127-nucleotide messenger RNA. Lineage: Eukaryota; Dinophyceae; Prorocentrales; Prorocentraceae. The record is from the annotation of a GenBank genome assembly.